AAGUGCUCAAAAUUUGUUGUCAAUUGCUUUUGAAAUUACAGCAACGACACCGGAAUUAACGAGUUCCGUAACAAAUAUUGCUUAUGCUCUGUCUUAUGUUUUCAGCAUACCUGUUUCUUCUUUGUCCCCCUCUUACGAUGGCAUGGCCAACAGUUCUUUCUCUUCAUCAUAUUUUCUAACCAGUUUUGGUUUUGCUGCUGAAUCAUCAAUUUUUCCUACAGCUGCUAUUUCUCCCACGACAUCGAUUUCCACAGCAAAUAGUUUCUUUUAUGGAAUGAUUUUGUCUUCAAGCUCUUCUCAAGUUCCAUUGUCGAUAAGCAUAAGCGGGGUGACCAAGAGCACUGACAUGGCUCUGUCGUCGUCAAUAGAUAUCAACGAGUGUGAAUUAGGCUCUGGACCUUGUCAUGUAAAUGCCUCCUGCACCAAUUACGUUGGCUCGUAUGCAUGCUCUUGCAACCAAGGAUUCACUGGCAAUGGCACAAGCUGCAGUGAUAUAAAUGAAUGCAAUGCAACACCUGCCCCUUGCAAUGUUAAUGGGGUCUGUUCUAACACAGUUGGUUCGUAUAGCUGCUCUUGCAAACCUGGCUAUCAAGGGAAUGGAACAUUUUGUGGCGAUAUCAAAGAGUGUGAAUUAGGCUCUGGACCUUGUCAUGUAAAUGCCUCCUGCACCAAUAAUGUUGGCUCGUAUGCAUGCUCUUGCAACCAAGGAUUUACUGGAAAUGGCACAAGCUGCAGUGAUAUAAACGACUGCAAUGCGACGCCUGCUCCUUGCAAUGUCAAUGGGGUGUGUUCAAACACAGUUGGCGCCUACACUUGCUCUUGCAAAUCGGGUUACCAAGGAAACGGAAAAGUAUGCACAGACAUCAAUGAAUGCCUUGACUAUAGUAAACACAAAUGUGAGCACAACUGCAGCAACACAGCGGGUUCUUUUUCCUGUUCUUGUCUUGCUGGUUAUCGCUUGAUUAACAACACAAAAUGCGCUGAUAUUGACGAAUGUCAAGAGGGACUGCAUAACUGUCAUAUGUUUGCCACUUGCCUAAAUAAACUUGGCUCCUUUGCUUGCUCCUGCAAUGCUGGCUAUACUGGAAAUGGAAAGUGGUGUAGAGAGGAUCGACUAUUCAUAUUUAAUCAAGAAUUACUCCAAUCAAAUGUUGACGAUAAAACAAUCCGGUUGUUCGUUUCAUCUGGCAUUCCUCUUGGCAACAGGAUACACAAAACAUUAUAUGGUUGCUCAAAUGGAUAUUUCAGUUUCACGAAAAAGUUCUGUAACUGGAACCCAGAUUUCGCUGUCGGCCAUGACAUUGUAGGAGCAUAUUGGCAUGACUUGGACUUUCGUGGUGGUGAAGGUGGAUUUCUAGCAACAAGGCAUGACAACACUGAAACAGAUCAAAUCAGUGUCAAACUCUUUAAUCAGACAAGAAACUACUUGCAAAAGUAUUCCAACGUGACAAAUUUUAAUCCAACUUCAGUAGUGCUCGGAACAUGGAAAAAUGCCACUCCAUAUCCUUACUACAAUUACAUAGGAAAAAAUACGUUUGCCACUUUCCAAAUCAAUAUAGCAACGGAUGGAAAAACAACCCAUGUAUCAGUUGUUUAUGAUGAUGGAGGAGUGACAUGGUCACAGGAUUGGAUUAAUCCUCAGAUCGGCUACAUUCGGAAUGUGGCAAGCAACAGAGAUGCAUUCAAGAUGAAACUGAAUUCUGUAGGCUUUCCUAAUACCUAUGGUUUUGAUGCUAUUGCUGGAAAUACAAAUCAUCCGGGCAGAUGGUCCUGGAAACUUGCCGAUAAUUUAGAUAACAAUGAUGCUGUUUGCUAUGCCUGGUACAGCAAACAGCCAAGUGCUUUAUACAUCAAUGCAAUAAAGACGAAUAGUAGAAGUGACUGUCCUUGUCUUUUUGCCCAAGUCAUCUUAGACAGAAGGUUUAGAUUUUCGUCGUCUACGACUAGCGUGGUUUGCUUUUCACAACGUAAUACAUUUACCUUCAUUGGGACAUCGGUGUCAUUCCAUACAGCAUGCUGUUACAGUUGGAUUGAUUUGUCAUUAAUUAACACUUUGAUACCUGAACUGGGAAUUGCAACACAGAUGCAUAUUUCACAGCAAUUUAGCUGGUUUUUUAUCCUGGCUUCUCGAUAUUAUCGACAAGUCUCAAGAAGCCAGGCAAUCAUUGAUGACAAAAAUGCAUUCAGUGCUUGUUGUGAACGGUCGUCGCUAUGUUACUUGUACACAGAGAAGCGUCCAGUUCCAGCUUGUUCCCGUUACGUUCCUCCCAUAAUGGCAUGGACUGGAGGAGACCCACACAUUCAGACUUUAGACGGCUUUACCUAUACCUUUAACGGGAUUGGUGAUUAUACUUUGUUGGCAGUAAGGAACAGCAGCGAGUUCUUAAUUCACAGCAGAAUGAGCAUAGCCACAGUUAGUUCCAAUUCGUCAGCAGACAGGUCAAGGGCAACUGUAUUCUCUGCUUUUGCUAUGAAGACAGAUCAAGGAGCAUUGGUCGAGAUCUACCUUAACACCACAACUGGCAUUGUAGAGCUGUAUGUGCAGAAAAAGUCGUAUCCGACAAGCUCCUUCAGCGCAACUCAAACUAUCAAUGGUACCGACAUAACAUGGACAUCUGGCAACAAGACGCAGUUAACGGUCAUUUACGAAUCUGGAGUAAGCAGUGUUGUUGAUGUAUUUGAAAACCAGCUGACAAUUCAAGUGACAUCCUCGUCAAAUUUUUACAAUAAGACAAUGGGGCUGCUUGGACUAAACAAUGGCGAUACGUCAGAUGACUUCACAAGACCGGAUGGGUCAACACUUCCAAUCAACUCGACCCAAGAAACUAUUUAUUAUGAAUUUGGAAAGCUUUGGAAUGUAACAAGCAAUGAAUCGCUGUUCUCGCUGCCAUUCCUGGAGGCGAACGACAGCUUUGUUCCUCUUUUCUACGACAAUAUCGAAGAGCUUUUUGGUAACAACACACAACUUAAAAGUGAAGCAGAGACUAUAUGUGGUGCAAAUAACUUUGUUUGUCUGUUUGAUUACGUGAUGACCAAGGAUACGAAAGCUGUCACAGAGUCUCAAUCGUCGCUUAAAGUCUUUGAAGAAGAAGAAAAAAUCUUAAAAACAUAUCCACCCACCAUGACUGGACCAUCAACUUUGACUGUUACAUACCAGCAACAGCAGAAUUUCCACGUCUUUGCAUCAAGCAACAUAUCAUCCAAGCUUGUGUACUCCGUUGCGACAAAUGACACUAACAUCUCAAUAGACCCAGAUUCUGGUAAUGUGACGUGGUUUGUCAACAGCAGUGACUUCCGUCUGAAAUUUGUGGUUACCGAUUCUUUCAACAACACAGCUUCUCUUUCACCAACUGUUACCCUGUGCUAUUGUUUGAAUGGGGCUACCUGUGAUCCUACUGUUAUGAAUUCACAGUCCCAGCCAAUAAACAACCUCCUUUUCUACGGUGAAUGUUCCUGCGCAGCUGGCUUUACCGGAGCUUUCUGCCAAGAGACAGUUAGCUACUGUACAGAAGACCCUUGCUUCGAAGGAGUCAACUGCACAGACAAUGCCACAGCUAAGGCAGCAGACUGCGAUCCAUGUCCAACUGGAUAUAUCGGUGACGGUCGCAAAUGUUUCGAUUUCGAUGAAUGCGUUAAUAAGACAAGCAAAUGCAAUCAAAUUUGUACCAACACACUUGGCAGCUACAACUGUUCUUGUUAUUCUGGAUAUAGUCUUACUAACGAAAGCUACUGUUCCGACAUCAACGAAUGUACUCAAGGCUCUCACGACUGCAGCCCUUUGGCAACCUGCAUCAAUACACUUGGGAAAUAUAAUUGUUCCUGCAACUCUGGGUAUACUGGAAAUGGCACAUUUUGUGGAGAUUUCAAUGAAUGCCUGUUGGUUUCUACCAAUGAAUGUGAUCAAAUUUGCAACAAUAACAUCGGUGCAUAUAAUUGCAGUUGCAGAGAAGGAUACAGUUUAGUAAAUGGAUCACGCUGUGAAGAUAUCAAUGAAUGUUUAUCUAGCGCCACAAAUCAGUGCCAGCAUAUAUGUACCAACAAUAUUGGUGGAUACAAUUGCAGUUGCAGAGAAGGAUACAGUUUAGUAAAUGGAACACAUUGUGAAGAUAUCAACGAAUGUUCAUCUAAUGCCACAAAUCAGUGCCAACAUAUAUGUACCAACAAUAUUGGUGGAUACAUUUGCAGUUGCAGAGAAGGAUACAGUUUAGUAAAUGGAACACAUUGUGAAGAUAUCAACGAAUGUUCAUCUAAUGCCACAAAUCAGUGCCAACAUAUAUGUACCAACAAUAUUGGUGGAUACAAUUGCAGUUGCAGAGAAGGAUACAGUUUAGUAAAUGGAUCACGCUGUGAAGAUAUCAAUGAAUGUUUAUCUAGCGCCACAAAUCAGUGCCAACAUAUAUGUACCAACAAUAUUGGUGGAUACAAUUGCAGUUGCAGAGAAGGAUACAGUUUAGUAAAUGGAACACGCUGUGAAGAUAUCAACGAAUGUUUAUCUAGCGCCGCAAAUCCUUGCCAGCAAAUAUGCCAUAAUUCUGUAGGCAGCUACAACUGCUCCUGUUAUCACGGCUACAAAUUAGUGAAUUCAACUAAUUGCGAAGAACACACGUCAGUAGGUCAGCACUCCUGGUCACCAUCCAUACUGGGAGAUAAAAUUCCGGCUUCUGCUUCCAUUUUGACGCCCUAUUCUACGCAAGACAGCUCGCUGUAUAUUAGUACUUUUGCCACUUUGUCAGACGAUGUCACAUCCAUGUCCAGCAGCUUUUUUGGCAGUCAUUCUUCAAUUGUUAGUGUUCAAGCUUCGCCUUACUCUGAUAUAGUCUCCCUUCAAACAGUUGACGGAAGUGUGAAAACUAUAUCUAUUGAAAAUUUAAAAACCUUUUCCGCAUCAUAUGGAGAAGUUCAGAGUACAUCUUCUAGUGCUGUCUUGGUGGAACCAAGUUCAUUGCCUACCAGAAUCCAGUCAGACAUCAGUAGAUUUCAGCCUGUGAAAUCUUCUACAGAAAUCCAGGAAACUUUGUCAUCUGCAGCCAUUAGCCAGCUCUCUUCAGCAAUCGAAAGCUCAAUAACUCAGAUACCAUUGCAGAAAACAUCAUCAUUUGCAACGGUUUUGACGACACUAAACACUUUAAGUCCGUCGAAAAGCACCCCUGACGCUCUUUCUUCAGCAGCUGUAAGUUUGAACAUCGAAACAUCAGCUGGAGCAAUUCAGAGUACAUCUUUUAGCGCUGUCUCAUUGGUUGAAACGAGCUCAUUGCCUACCAGAAUCCAGUCAGACAUCAGAAGACAUCAGCCUUUGAAAUCUUCUUCAGAAUUCCAGGAAACCUUGACAUCUGCAGUUGUUAGCCGAUUCUCUUCACUAGUCGAAAGCUCAGUUGCUCAGUCAUCAACAUUUGCAACUGAUUUGACAACACUAAGAUCUUUAAAUCCUUCGAAAAGUACUAUAAACGCUUUCGUUUCGGCGGUUGCCAGCUCAGAGAUUGUUUCAAAAUCCAAGCAAGUCACUUCUAUGAUAGGAUCAACAGUUUCUGAUACUCUUUCGAUUACAGCUGCGUCUGAAACAGUGAGUGAUUUUAGCAGUGUAUUGUCGCCAUUUUUGACAGUAAUCCCAUCCGUAGUAGAUCCUACAUCUUCGGAUAAAAAAGUAACUGCCUCAACCACGUCUUUGCUUAAAGAAGAAAACUUCUCCGACACUUCAUCUGCAACCAGAACGUCUUCAAUACCAAGUUUUAUCACAAUACGUCCGACCACAACAACCUCCUCUUCAUUCAGUUAUUUUACCAGUCCAUCCACACAAUAUCUCGUUUCCAUUACAUCAGCUUCUUCAUCAUUGCGAUCAGAGGACGGGGGCGGCUCAUCAGUACCAAAAACAGUGAAAACUGGCGCUGUUCAAACUACUGCUCAAUUCCCCUCAAGUCAAUCUUUUGACGAUAAAACCACUCAAAUUGCUCCUAUAUCUGCAUCGACAAGUUCUGCUCCUGUGGUAUCAGUUAGCUUGUCUUCCUCGAAACAGAUUCCUGCAAGCAUCAUUUCUAGUUCUGCGUUCUCAUCAACGACCAAUAAGACGUCAUCACCAGGCAUCACGAAAACGACUUCUUUCGCAGCUGCUCUCUCAUCAUCUAGUAGCAGCGUCUUCCAGCCAGUGACAACAACCAUUACAACGCUGCCACCCACUACUACGUCAAAACCAGGUGCCUGCCAAACCAACCCUUGUCGAAACAAUGGACAGUGUCAACUACUGAAUGGCCAACCAAAAUGCAUCUGCCCAAAUGGACUCACAGGAGCAACCUGUGAAAGCAAUCUCAUCAUGGUAGAAGGAAACGUUACUGUACCUAACUUGAUAUUGAAUGGCCAACCAUUGGACCUUGAAUCACAGCAAACAAAAGAUGAUUUAAAGAAUAGCUCUUCUCCUCUAUACAAAGAUCUUGUCGCUUUAUUGCAGCCAGAGCUACUUCAAAAAUUCAGAUCAGUACGACCAAAUGUUGAGGACGUCGUUAUAAAGGCAUUUAGGAUUGGUAGUUUGAUUAUUGAUGUGGAGAUUAUUUUCGGUUCUACGUUCAAUGAAACUCUUGAUUCACUGGAGACAGUUUUCCAUGAUGCCAUCAACAACUCUCUUCUUGGGGUAGUUGCAAAAGUCGAGCUAACAGAUGCCAAUGAAUGUUUAACGAAAAAAUACUGCCACACAUCGGCUAUAUGCACAAAUACACACACUUCAUAUAAGUGCGAAUGCAAGCCUGGUUAUAAAGGAAAUGGCUUUUCGUGUGAAAUAAUAGUGCACAAUUAUCGUGAUAUUGCAAUUGGGGUGACCGUUGGCUUGAUUAUCCUGCUGCUACUUUUGAUUUUGUUGAUAAUUUUACUGAUAAAGCGAAGAAAGAAAGAUAAAGCGUUCAUAUCAGACCGCACAUUGGAGAUAUUUGCGAGCCACAUCGAUCGGAAAAUGCGAGCUCGUCCAGUAGAAGUAACAGAUCUGCCAAAAUCUGAUAGCUUUGGAGCAACUGAAUUCUCAAGGAUUCCUCCAGAUUUUUUUUAUACAGAGCAUGAUUGCUAAAAAUCGCGUAUAUAUUUAUUACAUACGUAGAAUAAUGACAAGGGUAUCUUUCAUACGAAUAUUAUUAAUGUAAAAUUUAAACAAUUGUGACGAGAAUGCUGUUUUACAAACGCAUAGAAGCUUUAGUUCGUAGUUCAGAAUACCUUCAUUUUUUCAGCAUUUAUUUAGGAAAACAUAUCACAAUUUUUCUUGCUUAGAUGUGUAGCUAUCUGCUUCUGUGACAUAAUGGAAAGCAUGGUACGAGCUGUUAUCGAUUAUGUUACAGAAAAGAAAUGUUUAAUGGCGAAAGAAAAUCAGGUUCUUUAAAAGCCCUAAAAGUAAAAUUAUACAGUUUUACACCUUUGACAUGUAAGUCCCGUGGCAAAACGGAUUAUCCGGUCGAUUCUUUUGUAUCAUAUAGCCUCACUUUCGCUAUUGCCUUUAUGGAGGCUACUGCCUCACUUAAAUGCAAUAGCGUAAAGAAAGUCUGAGUCCAUUCCCGACCUAUGGAGUAAAUCUAAUUUCCUCCAAGUGUCAUAGUUCAAUUUUCAUAGUUAACAUUAUUAACAAUGAAUUGUUAAAUUUCUCAGUCUUAUUUCUAUACUUUGUCGUGUCCAUAUAAACAAAUUACAUCAACCCCUUCACCUCCUCUUCCCCCUAGUAUUUCUAGUUAACUUGAGGUGAGAAGAAAUUUGUUAAUAGUUUUCAGAAUAUUCUGUUAAUAGAAAAAAUACUUCGCAGAAUAUUCUCGUUUUGAAAAAAGGCCGCCGCCCGGUAUUCUAGCAGAUUGAUAAACAUUUUAUUUAAUUUUAUAGAAUUCAUUUUGAAAUUGUCAAUUUUUUAAAAAAAUUAUUUUUAUAU
Molecule: messenger RNA, 7885 nt
Organism: Rhopilema esculentum
Lineage: Eukaryota; Metazoa; Cnidaria; Scyphozoa; Rhizostomeae; Rhizostomatidae
Source: RefSeq, a predicted model, not a curated record